AAAUUCAAACGGAGAACAGAGACAUCCUUCCACUCGGGGGCAGUGUGAGUCAUGAAUGUUAGUGUGCUGUGGCCAAGAAACACGAAGAAACAGAAGGCGGAAGGAUCACGCAGGACACCGGUGAACUUUUCAGGAGCUUAAACAAAGUGCGUUGGACAGGAAGCAUGUCUGUGUUCACUAAAAUACCCUGUGUUUACCUGACAUACACACAGAUCACCAUGACGACAAGCAGGCUGCUUCACCACGUCAGGAGCCUGUCUCACGUCACGGGGAUUCGUCCAUAUACUAUACACACGCUGCACCCGGUCUGUCAGCCUCCACACACUUGGUUUAAGAGCAAAGAUGAUUGUGAUAGGUGGAGGAAAAACAUCCAUCUGACAUCACUACAGCAGGAGAAAGCCACCCCUGUACAGAUAAGUGAGCUGUCAGAAUCGGAGUAUGAGAAGCUGGCAGAUGUGACGUUGGAUGCUCUGGCUGAUUAUUUUGAAGACCUGACAGAUGAAGCUUUCACUGGAGCAGAGUACGAUGUUGUCUUCUCGAGUGGAGUGCUGACAGUGAAGGUGGGCGGGGACCACGGCAUCUACGUCAUCAACAAACAGACUCCAAACAAACAGAUCUGGCUUUCUUCUCCCACCAGUGGACCAAAGCGCUAUGACUGGACAGGGGAAAGCUGGGUGUACACUCAUGAUGGUGUGAGCCUCCAUCAGCUGCUGUCUAAAGAGUUCUCCAUCAUCUUUAAUAAAAACAUGGACCUCAUUGAUCUGCCCUGUUCCUGAGACCAAACACCCGCAGAUGACCUGCCUUCACUGUAACUCCACACAGUAGUACAGUGUGUACACCUUCACAAUAACUUCUCAAUGUCAGCAAUGAUCCAAGUAUGUGAACUGUUGUGUUGGUAGCUAUAUGUCCUCCCUAUAUUGUAUGUUUGUACUUAACAGUGAUAGCAACACAUUCUCCCAUUUUCCUUGUAAGUUGAAAGGGCAUGCCCGUUGUUGCUAAUUAGCAUUUGAACACCUUCCAAUCAUCAAUAAAGAGCAUGAGACUGCAGGGCCACAUGUACCCAAACUCUCACGAGUAGAAAAGUUGAGACAGAAGUCAAGAAUGCCCAAACUGAAGAAAUUUCCAAGUGUAAUGAAAACAUUGCUUAGUUUGUAUUGAAGUAAUGCAGCACUAUCUCCAUAUGAGCAUGUGUUCAAGUGACCCAUGUCUGAUCUCAGAUGUGGUGCUUAACAAAUAAAGAGACUGGCCCAAAGCUUACAGAAUAGCCUCACUCUCAAAAUCUCUGACACACUCUUAUGAAAAGAAUACACAGAAAAGAAACCACAAUAUGCACUGAAACCUGUUUUAAAAGCCUCUGCACCCUGUGACACAGCUGCUGACACACCACUUCCAAAACACAUUAAAUAUCUUGUAAAAUAAUUGCUGAGAAUAUGUGAAAAGACUUAUAUGUUACUGAAAGGUGGAGUUGCUCCCAUGAAUGCUAAUUGUGCUGAGGCCACGCCCACUCAGGGGAGCAACACCUUGGAGCUGAGAAUUCAUUUUUACCUGAUUUUGACACUUUGACAACUUGUCGAUAUUUUUAAUAAUUCAGAUCUGGCUGGGUGCUUAACACUUUGGUCUGAUGAACUCAUAUGAAACUCAUAUUCAUUCUUACUUUACAUGGACUUUUAGUGAUUAUAACUCAGGGUCUUCUUUCCCUAACAAGCCUGUUCCCUUGCGGUGGUUUAUCUAGAUUGGAUGAUUUAUUUGUUUCAACAAAACAAUGCUUUGUAAAAUAAUGAAAAUAAUUAUUACAAAAUGUAAAUGAUAAAAGCAUUAUAGUUAGAAUCCUAUGAUAUUGUACAACUGUAGAAAAUGCAAUAACCAGUUAUAUUGCACAUGCAGGUCAACAGUGCAUUGUGUGUAAGAUUGCUUGUGCGUGUACACAGAUUCUGUUCUUACCAUUUCAAACUAAGAAAUGGUAAAACAGUUAGUGACUGAAGUUUCCAAUGGCUAACUUGUUCCGAAUAACAAAUUCUGGACAAUAUUUCAGCGUUUUGUUUUCAUUAGAAUUUAUUUUAUUUACAAUAUUAAACAUAACUGUCUGAUGUAUUGUGAUUGGCAGACCUAAACAGGAGCUGUUAAUGACCAAAGAAAAGCCUCUGUCCAUGUCAUGUGAUUCCACCCUCCUGCAGACACAAACACUGGAGUCUAUCAGGAUUCAAUACAGCUAAUUCUGUCAGUUUCAUCAAUAAAACUGCUUAAUGCUUUCCUUAAA
Molecule: messenger RNA, 2257 nt
Organism: Larimichthys crocea (large yellow croaker)
Lineage: Eukaryota; Metazoa; Chordata; Actinopteri; Sciaenidae
Gene: fxn
Product: frataxin
Exons: 6
Coding region: 165-776 (203 amino acids)
Biological process (GO): iron incorporation into metallo-sulfur cluster; intracellular iron ion homeostasis
Cellular component (GO): mitochondrion
Molecular function (GO): 2 iron, 2 sulfur cluster binding; ferric iron binding; ferroxidase activity
Source: RefSeq, a predicted model, not a curated record